UUUUUAGUUUACAAAUCUUCAAAUUCCCAAAUUUCUAAAUUUUCAUAUCUGUUGGAUUUUUAACACGUCAUCAUUUCAUGGUGCACGUACCGUGCACACUAACACAUUAUGAGUCCUUCGGCGGGCACUUGAUUUGUUCAUCACUCAUUUAAAAGAGUAAUACUCGGAUUACAUGUUUGAAUAAUUUAAAUAAUAUUUAGAUCUUUUAGUGUCAAUAUGUGGGCAGAUACUAUUUUAAUCGUAUUUAUUAGUAUCUGCACAGCUUUAUUAGGAGAAGGUUUAACAUGGUUAAUGGUUUAUAGAACAGAGAAAUAUCAAAAAUUGAAAUCGGAAGUAGAAAAGCAAAGUAAAAAGUUGGAAAAGAGAAAGGAAGCACAUGGAGAUUCAUUAGAUAAGCAGCAAAAGAAGAAAAUUGAACGAGAAGAAGAAAGAUUAAAAAAUAACAACAGAGAUUUAUCACUCGUAAAAAUGAAAUCAAUGUUUGCAAUUGGUUUUGCAUUUACUGCUCUUUUAAGCAUGUUCAAUAGCAUUUUUGAUGGUAGAGUUGUGGCAAGAUUGCCUUUUGUUCCAAUUAGUUGGAUACAAGGUUUAUCCCAUAGGAAUCUUCCAGGAGAUGAUUAUACAGAAUGUUCCUUUAUUUUUCUUUAUAUACUUUGCACUAUGAGCAUUAGACAGAAUAUUCAAAAGCUACUUGGAUUUGCUCCAUCUAGAACAGCAAGUAAACAAAGUGGAAGCAUUUUUGGCCCUCCACCUCAACAAUUUAAAUAAAUUUAGAAUUACUUAAAUUAAUGAAAUAUUUCUCAUUCUAUUUUAAUUAAUGAAUGAUUGAUAUCGAAAGAGAUAAAUUUUCAUAUAAAUUAAAAGUGGAGCUUAAUAUAUUAUAAUAUAUACUUGAUGUGUAUAUUACCUUUUUGAAUAUACAGUUUAGUAUACAUAUUAUGUAUAUUUAAUACUAAUGUCUUUAAUUUGUAUAUAAUAUAUUGUUUUAUUGACUAUAAAAAAAUUGUUGAUAAGUAAUUGUUUAAACAUGUAAUUGUUAGAUGUAUAAAGAAAAGUAUGAUUUUUAUAGAAACAUAAAAAUGUAAAGAUAGUCGUAAAUAUUUAAAAAUAUUAAUGAAAAGAUAAUAAAAUGUUUAAAUAUAUUGUAAAGGGAGUCUUUUAAUUGGUAGAGUAACUGCAGUAUAUUUUAGAAAAUAGGUAUGACUCAUGUAUUCCAUCAAGCAGUUCUUAUACAACAAUCAAUGUUAUAUACAAACAUAACAAUCAAUCAUAUACAAAAAAAUAACCACUACCUUUAAUUCGUAAAAAAUAUUUAAUACAAUAGUAUGCUAGCGAUCACGUUUGUCGAAUACAUGUUCAACUUCACACGUGAAAAGGUAUUCUACAAACAUCCGAUCGUUUUGCACUUCACUAUUUCAAAUUAUACAUACACGUCUUUACUAAAAACUUGCUUUCUUUUAUAUUAUUACAUAUUAUUUAAGCCUAAAACAGUCUCUUGUUAUUAGAGCUAGCGAGAUUUUAUACAAAAUGGUACAAUUAUAAUAUUUACAAUCGAUCUACAUACACGACUAAAUGUAAGAUAUCUUAAUUUAAUAAAAAGUUAUUUAACUUAUUAUUUGAA
This is a messenger RNA of Megachile rotundata (alfalfa leafcutting bee), 1621 nucleotides long. Its product is annotated as calcium load-activated calcium channel. Gene Ontology annotation, cellular component: cytoplasm; endoplasmic reticulum; endoplasmic reticulum membrane. Gene Ontology annotation, molecular function: calcium channel activity. Gene Ontology annotation, biological process: endoplasmic reticulum calcium ion homeostasis. NCBI's taxonomy places the organism in Eukaryota, Metazoa, Arthropoda, Insecta, Hymenoptera, Megachilidae. The record is from RefSeq and is a predicted model, not a curated record.